CAUGGCAGCUAGAGGACCUGAGAAAGCAAGAUGGCGGCCUGUGUAUGUGUUACCCGCUAAGGCCUAUAGUCAGCAGCUGUGAUCGGGCUGUCGGGGGAUUUUCGCCGAGGGACAUCGUAUCUUUCUAGGACCGGACAGAUCCGCCGUGACCCGAAAUACAUAGUGAAGCCUGAAUCCUCUUCGCAGUCAUGGAUGACUUCAGCUCUAUCAGCCUCCUGUCGCUGGCUAUGCUGGUCGGCUGCUAUGUGUCUGGAAUAAUCCCGCUAGCCGUUAACUUUUCAGAGGAACGUCUAAAGUUGGUGACAGUACUGGGUGCAGGUCUCCUGUGUGGAACUGCAUUAGCGGUCAUUGUACCAGAAGGUGUCCAUGCCCUCUAUGAAGAAGUACUAGAAGCAAAACAUCAUGAACUGGAAAGCUCGAAAGUAAAGGAAUCAGAGACUGGAGCUGAAGUCUUAUCAGUCCAUGAACAUGAUCAUUCUAGACUACAUGCUUACAUUGGGGUCUCCCUAGUCCUGGGCUUUGUCUUCAUGUUGCUGGUGGAUCAGAUUGGCAGCUCUCAUAUGCACUCUGUGGAGGACCCAGAGGCAGCGAGAGCCGCCAGUUCCAAGAUUACCACCACUCUGGGUCUUGUAGUGCACGCUGCAGCUGAUGGAGUUGCUCUAGGGGCUGCGGCAUCAACAUCACAGACAAGUGUUCAGCUUAUUGUAUUUGUGGCCAUCAUGUUGCAUAAGGCUCCAGCUGCGUUUGGCUUGGUUUCUUUCCUUAUGCAUGCAGGGUUAGAGCGAAACCGCAUCCGGAAGCAUUUGCUGGUGUUUGCUUUGGCAGCUCCUUUACUAUCAAUGUUGACAUACUUGGGAUUAAGUAAGAGCAGUAAAGAGGCCCUCUCCGAGGUGAAUGCCACGGGAGUUGCAAUGCUUUUCUCUGCUGGGACCUUCCUCUAUGUUGCCACAGUCCAUGUCCUUCCAGAAGUUGGCGGAAUGGGACACAGCCACAAGCCAGAGUCUGGUGCAGCUAAAGGACUGAGCCGCCUGGAAGUAUUUGCCUUAGUUGUGGGAUGUUUAAUACCUCUGGUCUUAUCUAUAGGACAUCAGCACUGAAGUCCAAGUCUGCGUGUCCCAAACCUAAUUACACUGGACAAAUGCGAGGACCUUCUAAGACUGACGUCUGUUAAAAUGAGUUAUCGUGUAGUUGAAAAUGACUGUUCUGGAUUUGGAAUAUCCUGCUGGGGUGAUUGUCUCGCAGUUCAGUGACGCCCCGUACGUACGUGUUUUUUUUUUUUUUUUUAAAACCUAAUGAUCCGUUGUUAAUGUUGGGAUAUAAGGGGCUUUCAGGAGUGAUGACCUGAAGAAAAUGGAAACGUCAAAUUCUCUUAUUUCUUAUUUCCUCGCUACACCAUAUUCUCCUUUGAGGACUCCCGAUUGUUCUCAGAAAUAUUUUUGGACACACAAAAUAUGAGCUUUAUGCAGCAGCUGCCUAUGGGGUGGAUUAUCCGGCAUGAUCGAUGCAAUUUGCCAAGGCUUCCUCCAUACUGUAUUCUGUCGCAGUCUUGAAAUUUGAAGAAUAUCUGGCAAGAUUAAUAGUACCUGCAGCACACCUUCCACUUCUACUACGUGUAUUUGCUGCAGUUUACAUGCUGCCCAAGGAUUUAGCAGCCGCCUGUCACAGUAUGAACACGCUGUUUUUUUUUGUGUUUUUUUUUUCUUCUUCCCAUGACGUGGCUUGCAAAUACACAUGCGGAAAAAUCAGCGUCGUAUGAACUACAAUCUGGAAUUCAUUUAAUCAAUGGGCGUUUAAUGUUCUAUUUUAGUGCAGGAAAACAGCCCUGAAAUCCACCACAAGAACAAUUGUAUGAACGUAUUCAUUACCUCUGACAUAUUAACUCUGGUGAACCUUUCCCUAGGGUUGUACCGUUUUUCUCAGAUUUCUUCUGGAAAUGUACUGGGUAAUACCGUUCUGCUUGUCCAUAACUUUUGAGCCUAUACAGUCUGACAUUGUUGGCACGGGUUGGACAGUGUUAGAGUAUAGGCCAAUGCCCUUCAAUGGGAAUAGUAACGCCCAGUCCUCAAUGUAUACCAUUAAUAACAUUCCAAGAGGUAUAACAGAGGAACGACAGAACGUAAAAAUCCAAGAAAUGAUUCUCUACAAUUGUUUUAUGAAAAAUUGCAAGUAUAUAUAAAAGAGAUGUCAGGAGAGCCGACGGAUCCUCUUGGAAUGAGUCGUUUUAUAAUGUGAUGAGGUAAAAGGAUUGUCAGUGCAUAAAAGCAAUCGCGUCCUGGUUAGGACGUCAUGUUAGUGCAAGACGAUGCCCUUUCAUUGCCCCUGACAGCAGUGUUUUAUGUGAAGUAUUUCUGAUUGUGACUCGCCGGUGUUUAUAAGUUAGCAUUGUCUGACCUUCUAAAAUUCAGUGUCCAUUUGAAUACGUUUUUUGGGGUCAGUCUAUUAGUUUGUCAUUGCCCUGAGCUUCCUAAUACUUGUCAAAUAAUGGUUGGUGUUACCAAUGUGAUUUGUUGUUAAAGGGGAUGUGUCAUCAGAAAAUGACCUAAUGUUUAAAUCGCAAUUUUGUGUUAAACGUGUUUUUAGAAUUUUUUGGUGAGGGUUUUUUACUUUAUAUUUUUAAUUUUUACCAUGUCACGAUCUAUAUUUAAAAGAAAAAAAUGUAUAUGGUCACACUGGCCACUAGGUCGAAUAAUAGGCCAUGUUUCCUGUUCAGUACAGUAGCCAUUAUCAUUCUAUAUAUUUUAGAUCUAGUGGCCAGUGUGAAAAUUGCAGGAUGACAUACGGUAAUUUUUUUUAAUAUAGUAGCAGAAAAAAAUAAAGAAACUCCACAAAAAUUCUAAAAAAAAAAAAAACAAUAGGUCACAUUCCCAUUUAAAAUUCUCCAAAUAUCCUUGCAUCAAAGUCUUUACUAGAAAUGGGGUUGUCCUUGCAAGGAAAAAAAGUACUAUUUUUGGCAUUGGUGAAGCAUCAAUUUGCAUCUAAUAGCAAAAUAGCUAAUCACAUGCACAUAGUGGAGGCCAUUGGUCACCGGUGGCAUUAGUUUGUAUUUUGUGGCUUAAUAAUUUCAUCAUUUCCCAAGUGUGGCGGCCAUUUUUUUGACACUUGUCUCUUGAUCUGUUCAUAAAGGUACCAGGUACAAUGGUUUUCCAUGACAUAUCAGUUUUGACUAUUGCAUUGUAUUACUGUUCAUAAGUAGAAGUCGUAUCUAGGUCUGUCUUCAUACGUGUCACCUCAGCUGGAUGCGGACUGAAAUUCGGAACAAGACAGAAGUGCGCGAUUUUCCUCAAAUCCUUGACUGCUUUCUGCCUGCGUAUAUUAUCGCUCUGGAUUCUAUUGACUUAUUAAUGUGCAAUAUCGACUGGCUGUAUCCAGCGCUCGUCACUCGAGCCCCGAGGAAGCAAGUGAACUCUUGUUGUCAGCUCUACUCCAGAAGGACAAAUCUCCCUUGGUUUGGGGUCCCUGGCUAUUUCUGGCCAGAAACUCAAUUUUUUUUAUGUACAUGAAAUCAUUCCAACAUUAACUGCCUUAUUUCUUUCAUUUUUUUUUCUUUUCCAAUUUAAUUGUGAAUAGUAAAUUGAUUUUUAA
This is a messenger RNA of Bufo gargarizans (Asiatic toad), 3582 nucleotides long. RefSeq names its product solute carrier family 39 member 9 (gene SLC39A9). Gene Ontology annotation, cellular component: membrane. Gene Ontology annotation, molecular function: metal ion transmembrane transporter activity. NCBI's taxonomy places the organism in Eukaryota, Metazoa, Chordata, Amphibia, Anura, Bufonidae. The record is from RefSeq and is a predicted model, not a curated record. Gene Ontology annotation, biological process: zinc ion transport; transmembrane transport. The transcript has 8 exons. Bases 189 to 1097 code for a protein of 302 amino acids.